Molecule: messenger RNA, 948 nt
Organism: Lutzomyia longipalpis
Lineage: Eukaryota; Metazoa; Arthropoda; Insecta; Diptera; Psychodidae
Product: N-terminal Xaa-Pro-Lys N-methyltransferase 1
Exons: 1
Coding region: 45-842 (265 amino acids)
Biological process (GO): N-terminal protein amino acid methylation
Cellular component (GO): cytoplasm
Molecular function (GO): N-terminal protein N-methyltransferase activity
Source: RefSeq, a predicted model, not a curated record
AACCUAAAAAAAAAUCAACAUAACCCCAAAAACAAAUAGGCAACAUGGAUCUUCCGACUCGGGAUAAAAGUAAAAAUUUAGUGGAAAACUCAGUGUGUUUUUCGGAAGAUCCCACCCUCACGAGUAUUGUGAAUGAAGUCACAGCAUCCCAGCUGACCAAAUUGAAUCUCAACACUUCCCACCACGACAAUGAGGAGUUCUAUGAAAAAGCCAAAAAGUACUGGGAGACAGUUUCACCCACCAUCGAUGGGAUUCUCGGGGGCUUUGCUGAGGUCUCCCCGCGUGACAUUCAAUCAUCUGCCCAACUACUCACUGCCAUCUUUCGCCUGAAACCCCGCCCGGGGCGUAGUCGUGCCCUUGACUGUGGUGCCGGCAUUGGGAGGGUGACAAAACACCUCCUAAUGCGCUUCUUUGAAAAAGUUGAUCUUGUGGAGCAAUGCCCGCAAUUUGCAGCACAAAUCCCAGAGUAUGUGGGUGACACGAAGCACCUGGGCGAGAUCUAUACACAGGGAUUGCAGGACUUUACCCCAGAAGCAGGGAAGUACGAUGUAAUUUGGACACAGUGGGUUUUGGGGCAUCUCACGGAUGAUGAUCUUGUGGCAUUUUGGCGUCGAUGUAUCAGUGGUCUGGCCAAGGGGGGUGUUAUUGUCAUGAAGGAGAAUACCUCGUCUUCCAAUGAGGUGGAAGUUGACAAUGAGGAUUCCUCCGUGACACGACCACUAAAGCUCAUCCGGCAGCUACUGCGUCACGCUGGUCUCCGGGAGAUUCGUAUUCAGAAGCAGGAGAACAUGCCUAGGGGUCUCUUUCCCAUCUACAUGAUUGUCAUGCGAGCUUCCCGUUAGAAAAUCUCAUCUUGUCAUCUUAUUUUUUGUGAAUUCUCCAAAUUUCCUCAUCCUCAUAAUGGAGUUGGAUCAAUAAAUUCGCAGUGAUUUCCUUUAGAAAAAAAAA